UUGCUUUCGUGUGCGUUGUGUGACUCUUUGUGUGAAAUACAAAAACUAAAAUGGCGACGUCAGUAGAGUGAUGGAAUUGAGGAAUUUUUUCAAUUGUGUUGAUUUUUUAUAUUCAUAUUAUAUAUAUUGGUGGAUAUUUUAACCCAAUUACAACAAUAAAUCGAAAAACACAAACAAAUAAUACCAAAUAAAUAUAUAUAUCAAACAAUUUUUGUGCAAAUGCCUAAAACAAAAAGUGAAAUAACUAAAAAGCAAAUAAAAAACCUACUGAAAAAAAGUGAAAAAAGUUACGCUAAAGAAAAAAUAAAAAUGGCGCCCGCGACGUCUUGACUUUCUUUUUUUAUUGUAUAAAAAUCGUUUUUGCAUAAAGAAUUUUACAUUAUUUGUAAAUAUUUCCACCAAAAAACCAUGCUAAAAACACAUUCGACUAAAUUGUGAAAAUCUUAUUCAAUAGAAUAUUGUGUAAAAGUUCGAAAAAAGGCAAAUAAAAAGUUGAAAAAGCGAAAUUACUGUGGCCGUUGUUUUUUUCAGUUCGUUCAUUUCAGUUUCAUUAUUUUUUUUAAUUUUCAUUCAUACGUUCGUAUACGUGCGUGUGUGUAAUAUUUUUUUUAAAAUAAAUAAAAGGCCUUGAGGAUGUGUGCUGCUCAAAGUAAUCCAACACAAAGUUUUGGUCCUUAUGCCUGGGGUUUUGCUGAUAAUACUCGAGGUCCCGAGUCCGUAUUGGAAAUAUCGCCCAACAUAAACUACACUGUUAGCAGUGAAUCUCAUUAUAAUUUUCAGAUGCCAUAUUUGUUAUCCACUGAUGGAUCAUUAACAGUGCAAAAAGAUGUUAAAGGAGGAUUAGCUGGCAAUAAAAGUGUUGUACGGCGUAUGGUAUUGGUCAAUGACCCAUUCGCAACAGGAGCUCAAAGAGUAAUCACUGGUGCUGCCGCCGCCGCCUCCUCCGUGGUUAAGAAACCAGAUCAACAACAACAAGUUCUAAACUUAAAUUGUGACAAAAAUUAUCUUCUUGUCGAUCAAUCAGAUCAGUCCCACUUAUCAAACGGUAUUGUCGAUUCGAAAACACAAACCAUAUUAACGACAGCUGCAGCAGCUAACAAAGCACAUUUUAGUCCUAUUGGUCCGAUACACUUGACGGCCGAGGAAUGUAAUGAAAUUUUAAUGAAACGUGCUUUGGCCGCCACACAUCCACAAACAAUAACAUCGAAUGAUGGUCAUAAUACAACUACAAUGCAAGUACAAAAAGUUAUACAAGGUCUAGAAGACAAUGACGAUUCACAAGGUAAUGCGCCUAAUUUGAAAUUAGAACCUGGAACAUUGGAACUCUCACCGAAAGCAGAAUUACAAGACACCAUGCAUUUUACUGAUGCCGAUACCACCAUUAAAAAGGAACGCCCUUACAGUUGUGACGAGUGUGGCAAAUCAUUUUUACUGAAACAUCAUUUAACUACUCAUGCUAGAGUACAUACAGGGGAACGGCCCCAUAUCUGCACACACUGUGGCAAAAGUUUCGCCCACAAACACUGUCUAAACACCCACUUGCUAUUACACUCCACCGAUCGCCCUUAUCAGUGCACUGAGUGCAAAAAGAGUUUCACACUAAAGCACCAUUUGUUGACCCACUCAAGGGUCCAUUCACGUGAUCGACCAUUUAUUUGUCAGGAAUGUGGCCGUACAUUCCCACUGAAACGUCACUUGGUCACACACAGCAAAUAUCAUGCUGGCGAACGACCGUUUGUCUGUGACGAGUGUGGCGAAAGUUUUGCCCAAGAAAAUCAUCUUAUCAUGCAUUCACGUUUUCAUGGUUCUAUAAAUCCGUUUGUAUGUCAGGAUUGUGGUGUUACAUUUCCGCGUAAAUUUCAAUUGGUCAAUCAUGCUCGUAUUCACGGCAAAGUACCGCAUGCCUGUACGGUGUGCGGCAAAGAGUUUUUACAAAAAAGGACAUUAGUGGCACAUAUGCGUGUACAUACUGGUGAUCAACCAUAUCCUUGUAUAAGUUGCGGCGAAGGUUUUAUGACAAGACCGGAUUUAAAUCAGCAUAUACGCACCACUCAUGGCGGUGUCAAUCCGAACUCUUCAAACACCGCCGCAGUGCCGUCCAACGCGUUAAUUUCACAGCAGCAGCCAACACAAACAAUACAACAAGUACACCAAACACAAGCCCAUUCUACACAUCAGCAACAGCAACAGGGGCAUCAAGUUCAAAAUAAUCAUCCACAAACUAUAACGGUGGUUAGCAAUCCCAACAAUUCGGCCUUGCUAACAGUCACCGCCAAUGAUGCCAAUAAUUCGGCCAGACCACAAUUUGGUUGCCGGGAAUGCGGAAGUGCCUUUAAUAGUCGCGAAGCUUUAGCUCUCCACCUGCGUUUACAUACCGGUGAUAAAAGUCUUAUGACCGAUUUAUGUGCUUUAACCGCCGCCUUGCCUACACACUUACUAAGCACAACCGGUAUGAGUUCUGGUGCCACGGUUGUGGCCACCAAUCCCAACAUUAUAGCCCAAAACCAAAUGCCAGUUCAAAUCAUAUCAUCAACGGGUCAAGUUGUAUCACAGACAACACUGGUGCAGGCCGCCGCUACGACUCAUCCGCAGACACUUGUUCCCGGUAUGCCAGGUUUACAGUCCCAACAGCAGCAGCAGCAACAUUUACAAAACGGUGCUGCCCACCAGCAGCAUCAACAGCAACAACAGCAGCAGCAACAACAACAGCAGCAGCAGCAACAACCACAGCAAACACAACCAACACCCACCAAACCCAAAUCACACUUCUGCGCCAGUUGUGGCAAAGGUUUUGCCGCCAAACACGGUCUCAUGCAACACAAUCGCCGCCACCCGAACGGCGGCUGUACGGUACGCACCCAUGUGUGCGAAUGUGGCAAGGCAUUCUUCCAAAAGAAUCACCUAAUGCUACAUCAGCGUCAACAUUUGGAAACGAAACCACCCAUUUCGCAGCAACAGCUUGAUUUUAUUCUUCGACAGGAUGCCAACCAACAGCAACAGCAGCAACAUGUGCAACAACAGGCACAACAACUGGUCCAACAACAGCAACAAAAUCAACAACAACAGCAGCAACAACAACAACAGCAACAACAACACCAGCAGCAGCAACAACAACAAAUGACCACCAGAGAAGUAAUGAUUGGCAAUCAAGCUGUACACGUGCAAGUGCUACAAGGUACAAAUACAGCACAAGUUAUUAAAUAUGAAAUCAAUAUACCACAAGAGAAUCAGAAUAUUGAAUGAGCCAAGUCAGCAGCAGUCAGCCCCAUUUAAGAAGACAUCAAAUCAACACUUACACAAGACACUACUACACUCUACAGUACACGACAGUGCAGUGCAGUACAUUACAUUACUGAACAUAGUACCGUGCAGUGCUGUACAGGACAAGGCAAGACUACUCCAACAAACACUUACACACACACAUAAACAUAAACACAUAUAGAGUGAGAGAAAAAGUUUAAUUUUUACCCAUAGAAGCAUUUAAAAAAAAAACUACGAUAAUCAUGGAACUAAGUAGGAUUAUAGGAAGGAGUGUUGCAAAAUCAUCUUCACUACUUAAGUCAUCAGGCUCAGGCUCACGUCCCUUUUUCUCCAUUACUUCUCUCUCUCUCUGUCUGUCUGUCUUAUAUUAUUGUUGUUCUCUUACAUUCUCUUUAAGCUUAUUGUUUUUAAGCAUUAUUGUUGUUGUUUUUGUUUCUAUUUUUAUUGUUUAUUUUUAUUUAAAUAUUAUUAUAUUUUUUAACAAUUAUUGACACAUUUUUUUAAAUCUUUACAAAAAAAACAAAACAAAACAAAAAAAUUAACCAUCUUCUCUAGUUUUUACAACCACUUCCUUUUUAAAUUUGUUCUACAUACAACAUAAUUGUAAGCAAAGUAGCCGUAAAUUAGGUUUAAAUUUUGUUUUUUAUUUUCACACAUUUUUCUUUUUAAUUAAUUUUAUUAUUUUUCAAUUAGUUUGUAUAUAGCAUAGUUAUAUAAAUAUUAUUAUUAUUAUAAUUAUUACAUUAUUACACAUUUGCAAUGGAAAAAGAUUUAAAAAAAAGAAGAAGUUAACACACCACACGAUGAUGAAAAAAACUUUUGAUUCAUUAUAGUUUUUUAUGAUGGAACGAAAACACUAAAGUGCUUUUGCUUUUUGUGUUUUAACAAUUGAAAGAAGUCGGUCGGGAGUAAAAAGGAGUGAGAAAAAGGGCAAAGUUCAAACAGUAUAUGGUAUCGCUCAUUUGCUGCAACAAUGUCAUAAUUCAACAAACCCAAAUUUCGAGUUAAUAGCACCCACCAUUGAUUGCAAAGUAAAUAAGUUGUUUUAAUAACUGACAAAGUCUUGUGAACUUGCUUCUAAAAUUACACGCAGGAUCGCCAUAGAAGCAUUUUGUCUUAAUUUCAUAACCUAUUGCCUGUUACUUUUGCAAUAACGUAUUCACCCUUAUCAUGGUUGUCGUAAACUUCUUACGCCUACGACAGUUUCAUACUAGAUUAAAGAUAAAAUGCAAACUGUUUCUUUAAUCUAUUACUAAACGGUCGUAGGCGUAAGGCGUUUACGCCGAACACGAUAAGGGUGAUUAUUUUAGUUGUGCAUAUUACCGUUUUACACAGAUGUUAGCUGAUAAAAUUGGACCAUAAAUGCUUCUCCUGAAAAAUUGUUUGAAUUAUGACGACGUUGCAGCAAAUGAGCGAUAAUGUGUAAUGAAACUUUUUUCAUAAACUGUAUGAAAUUUCUUCAAGCCUUCUAGAUUCUAUUUGAAUUGAAAAAAUAAGAAAAACUUCAUUUGAAUUAAACUUUUGUCUGUGUAAGAUCUCUUUUAAACGUCUUCAAUUUAUAAAUUUUAUUAAUAUCUAUGAAUGUCUUUAGCUGUUCAAAAAAACCUUUCAAUUUUUAAUAAUUAGGAACCGAAAAUGAAGAACAUAUCGCAGAACUAAUCUAAAAAUACCAUAUUAAAAACUAGUCCUUUUAAGCUGGUCUUUCUUAACAUAAAUUAACGUUUUUUAGUUACAGUGUACUCUCUCAGAAGCGGACACCUAAGAGGCUGACAAAUUCUUCCGCUUAUGGGGGUAGUAAAUAAUCCCGAAGAAUUCGUUUGGGACUGAAAAAAGUGUCCGUUUAUGGAACGUGUCAGCUUUAGAGAGCUUUCCGUAAAGAGAGGGAAUAAACUGUCCCCCAUUUUCUCAAUCUCUGGUUAUUUCUUAAUCGUGACGAUAAACGACAGUUCUCAUACAAAAAAAAUGUUAAUUGGAGGUUUAACAUUACGAAAAAUGAUAACCAGAUAUUGAGAAAAUGGGGGUGUAACUUUUUAAUUGCUUCAAUUUCAAAAUCUAUUUUCAAAUAUCUUUUAGCUACUUUUGGAAAAUCAUUUUUUAUUAGAUAGCUACUUUUUUAAAAAUAUACUUUUUAGAAAGUUAAUUAAAGUACCUCAGGAACAUAUUUAGAACUACACCAUUUCUUAUUGUAUUUCAGACUAUUCUAAUUGUAUUUCUGAAUAUUUCAGAUGUUUGCAUUUCUAUUUCAGAUACUUCCGUUUGUAUUUCAGAAUUUUCCAAUUGUAUUUCAUUUGUAUUUCAGAAAUACAAAGGGAAAUUUCUGAAAUACAAAUGAAAAUUUCUGAAAUUGAAUUGGAAUUUCAGAAAUACAAUAAGGAACUUCUUAAAUUUAAUUGGAAAUGGUGUAGUUCUAAAAGCUCUAGUUCUCGAAAGAGUAUUAUCAAUACCACUGCAUACCACUGUGUUUUGUAAAUCGAAUACAAGUAACGAUUUCGUUUUUAAACGAAUUCAUAUAUUUUUGAGUUGUGUAAAUCGAUUGCACAUGAUUUACUUACUUAUUUUACUUUCAGAAAUUAUAUCUAUUUCAAUGUACAAAAUCGUGCAAUUUGUAGAACAUUUUUCGAAUAAUCGUUUUUAAAAUCACUCGGUUUACAGAACAGUGGGGAAUACUUUGAUGUUUUGUAAGCAAACGUUCGAAAGAAUUAAUUUAAUUCCAUUUUGGAAAUCAAAUUAAAUAUUAACUCUAAACCAUUGGAUUAAAGAAUUCAUUACAAAUUAAUACAUAGGGAAUGUACUUCAAUUCAUUACUUUGAGAAUUCAUUCUUUAUAGAAUUGAUUCCCUAUUGAUUUCAAAUCUAUUACAAAAUAGCUUUAAGAAUGUAUUGAAUGAUUUAAUUUUCAUUCAAUUCGAAUCAAUUACUAAAACACUUGAGUCAAUUUUGUUCAAUUCAUUUUGUAAAUGAUGAAAAGCAAAACAAAACUGAAUGAAGAAAAAACAUUUUAAUUAGUUUUGUAGUAGAUUUGAAUUCAAAAAUGUAUAUAGCCUGUUUCACAAUAUCGAAUAAAAGAUUUCGUUCGCAUUCUAAGCGAAAGAAAACUGAUUUUGGUUUUCACUAACUUCAUAUUUAUGUGAAGGAAUGAAUCAGUUUUCUUUCGCUUAGAAUGCCAACGAAAUCUUUCAUUCGAUGUUGUGAAACAGGCUAUUAAUCAUUCACAGGAUGAAUGAAUUCUGUUAUGAAUUAAUUCAGCAAUGAAUGAAUUCUAAUUAAAGUGAUAUUUAUGUGGAAAGCAAAAACAAAAUUUCAAAAAUUUUAAAAUAUUGUUUUUGUUUUAUAUACAAAUUCUUAACAGAACAAAAUUCAAACGUUGAUUUGCCUUUCAUAAUUUUAAAAUUUUUGAAAUUUUGUUUUUGCUUUCCAUGUAAAUAUCACUUUGGUGGCGUGAUUUACAAAAUUGGAGCCAAAAGCUUUUGAAUGAAGCUAAAUAUAUAAUUAGAUUUGGGAAUGGAUUUAUGGAAUGAAUGGUUGACAUUUUUUAAUUCCGAAUUAAGAUUUAAUUGAAUUAAGCUCAAAUUUAAUUAUUUAAUUCGUAGCUCUGUUUGUAAAUCAAAUUCACAUGAUUUAUUAAUUUUACUUUCGAAUAAACAUUUGCAGAAUAUAAAUUUGUCAGUUAUUCGUUUCUGAAAAUCGCACAAUUUUGUACAUUCUCCCUGUACUGUAAACCGAACCCGAGUAAAGUUUUCGUUUAAAAUCUCUUGAAAUCACUCGAUUUAUAAGAACAUUUUUUAAUAGGAUUUCAUGGUUAUCAUGAUUCAUAUCUUAGAUAACGAUCCCUGAAUGGAUUCAUGAAUCUUUAAGGUUCUUCAAAACUUAUUUCGUAAUCAAAUCAAAGAUUCAAAUGCAUCUCCAAGGGUGAACAUUUCUAAC
Messenger RNA from Calliphora vicina (urban bluebottle blowfly), 7184 nucleotides. It is a transcript of the gene cg, whose product is annotated as combgap. The record is from RefSeq and is a predicted model, not a curated record. Lineage: Eukaryota; Metazoa; Arthropoda; Insecta; Diptera; Calliphoridae. The transcript is spliced from 12 exons. Gene Ontology annotation, biological process: regulation of transcription by RNA polymerase II. Gene Ontology annotation, molecular function: DNA-binding transcription factor activity, RNA polymerase II-specific; RNA polymerase II cis-regulatory region sequence-specific DNA binding. Gene Ontology annotation, cellular component: nucleus. Bases 634 to 3243 code for a protein of 869 amino acids.